AUGACGUUCCCUUCGACAAUUCGCUUUUCCACAUUUGUCCGUAUUGCAUUUCCUGCUUUCCUGCUAUCUCUGAUCAUCAUCCCUUUCAGCCUCAUGACAAUGAAUCUCAUGUUCACGAUGUACAAAGAUGCCAAAGCAUUUCGUCAUCCUUCAUGUGCUGAGACUAAAUCAAACAUGAACGAAACGUUAGGAAGACUAGUACUAGAGAGAAAAAAUCUUCAAUCAAAACUGAAUAGAUUGGAUAGUGGUUAUCUUAACUAUCUUAGACAAAGAAAUCAUAAUCUAGCCAAGAAAUUGUUCAGGUGUGAAGUCAAAAAAUGCCAAGAGAAGAAAAUUCAACAAAGUCGAGUAAAACAAGACGGGAAAAAUGUUUUUGAUGAAAAAGCUUUUGCAAACGUUACGGUGAAUCGCGAGUUUUUCCAUUACCUGGCAAAUCAUUUACGUAAUACUGAUUAUGCCGGAGUGGACAACUACACCCGCUACACCGUGGCCCGGUUGGGAUUGGUUCCUUUGGUAGGUGUGGAACGGCUCAUUCCCGAAUUCGGUCCCGUCAUCAACGACGUCCUCUCGUUCAAAUAUCCCAUUUCCAUUCCGCCGUGUCAGGAUCAGGUCAUCACCGGUGGUCGGACUGUUUUUGUCGCUGUCAUAUCGGCGAGUGACAAUUUCUCAAUCCGGAAAAUAAUUCGACAAACCUGGAAAAAUCACUUGAAAGAAGUGCACCAAGAGGGUCUACUCGGAGUCGCAGGUUUCGCGUUCGUUUUAGGACUGGCCGACAAUGAUGUGACAAAAAGUCGAAUAAAGCAAGAGGCCAAGACUUACGAGGACAUCAUUCAGAUCGGCAUUCGUGAUUCGUAUGAAAACUUGUCGCUGAAAACGACCGGCUUGUUCAACUGGCUGUACAGAUACUGCGCCAAAGUGGAUUUCGUUCUCAAAGUGGACGACGAUGUCUACGUCAACGUGCGCAAUUUAGUCCAUUUCGUUCAAACCUUUCAUCCAUCAAAUCAGAGUAUAUUUGGCUUAUUGUCACCUCAUCCUUACUUCUGGCCUGAACGAGGUAAAAUACUAUAA
Daphnia pulex (common water flea) is the source of this 1068-nucleotide messenger RNA. RefSeq lists its product as uncharacterized. Bases 1 to 1068 code for a protein of 355 amino acids. The transcript has a single exon. Gene Ontology annotation, cellular component: membrane. Lineage: Eukaryota; Metazoa; Arthropoda; Branchiopoda; Diplostraca; Daphniidae. The record is from RefSeq and is a predicted model, not a curated record. Gene Ontology annotation, molecular function: hexosyltransferase activity.